Perognathus longimembris pacificus (Pacific pocket mouse) is the source of this 2537-nucleotide messenger RNA. RefSeq names its product centrosomal protein 72 (gene Cep72). NCBI's taxonomy places the organism in Eukaryota, Metazoa, Chordata, Mammalia, Rodentia, Heteromyidae. The coding region runs from base 1 to 1917 and encodes 638 amino acids. Gene Ontology annotation, molecular function: protein binding. The transcript is spliced from 12 exons. Gene Ontology annotation, cellular component: centriolar satellite. The record is from RefSeq and is a predicted model, not a curated record. Gene Ontology annotation, biological process: centriole replication; spindle organization; regulation of protein localization to centrosome.
AUGGCGCCGGGUCCGCGGUUGGUUUUGUGUGAGGAGACGGUGCGGGAGCGCAGUGGCUUCGGUCCCCACCGCGACCUGGCUGAGCUUCAGUCGUUAUCUGUUCCUGGAACCUACCAAGAGAAGAUAACUCACUUAGGGAAUUCUCUGAUGCAUUUGACAGGUCUGAAAUCCUUAGACCUCUCAAGAAACUCAUUGGUUAGUCUUGAGGGCAUUCAGUACCUGAUCUCUCUAGAGAGCCUCAAUCUCUAUUACAACUGUAUUUCCUCGCUAGCAGAGGUAUUCCGGCUCCACUCCUUAACUGAACUCCAGGAGGUGGACUUCCGGCUGAAUCCUGUCGUGAAAAAUGAGUCUGACUACCGCCUGUUUGUUGUGCAUAUGCUCCCCAAGCUCCGGCAGCUGGAUGACCGUCCAGUGAGAGAGAGUGAACGGAAGGCUUCACAGUUGCAUUUUGCACCAGAGGACUUACCCCACUCAAAGGAAAGCUUUUCAGCUACUUUGACAAUUGGAAGACCACACCACUCCAGAGCCCGGUGCACUGAUGCUUUGGCCAAGAAGUGUCUGGUCAUGGAUGAAGAUGAUGAAGCCGUCCUGAACCUCAUUGCUGAGUGUGAGUGGGACCUGAGCAAUCCCCCUGGGAGCACAAGCACCAGCCAGAAGGAACUUGAGGCUGACCUGCAGCGUCCCCAAGAGUCCAGACAUGUGUUCAGUCCUCCAUCCAUCCAGCAUCAGUGUGGGGACUCGGUGAGGAGGGGCCAUGAGAAGAAGAAAGGGAGCUUCAGAGGGUGUUGCCCAGGACAGCCACCACAAGAUGAGUACUGUGGGGAGCUCCCCCCACAGCAUGGACAUGGGCUGCACAUCUGCUUCAUCCCACGCCCAGAUUCCAUGGAUGGAGAGGACUCUGCCUCAUCUUCUCAGAUGCCAAGUUUGUCAUCACAGAAAGUGCUAAGUCCUCUGCCUGUUUGUGAAAAAUACAGGAAGCGCAGGAUGCCUGGUGGAAGGUUCCAGGUGCUCUCAGAUCGAGAGUGUCUGAACAGCCUGGACAGGCCUGAUGGGCCCACCAGCUUGGAGGAAAGUCUCAGCAGACAGGACAGCUCAGAAGUCCGGGUGGCCUUUUCCCACUCUGAGGCUAUAGCAACUGAAGAGCAGACAUCUCAUGGUCCUAGUGAUGCCAGAGUGCUGUCUCCCAGACCACGCUCAGCAGCUAUGCCUGCACGGAGGGCUGCCCUGGAGACAGCACUCUUAGGGUCACUGCUUGAUCUAGUGGACAGAUGCUGGAGUGGCAGUGGAUCCCUGCAGAGCAACGAGACGUUCCUCGCCCAGGCAAAGCACAUUCUGUCAUCUGUUCCAGAGUUUGCAGCAGCUCAGGACAGUGUAUCACUUGGGUCUGAAGGAAUAAGCUAUCUGGCCCUUGAAAAUAAGUCACUGCAAAGCCGCCUUGCCGAGCAGCAGCAGCAGUGCACCACGAUGAUGAGUGAAGUGACAGCAGAACUCAGCAAGGCACGAAAAGAGAUGGAUACCCUGAGACAACAUUUAGACAAAUCUUUGGAGGAAAAUAGUAGCUUAAAAUCUCUUCUGUUCAGUAUGAAAAAAGAAGUAAAAAAUGCAGAUACUUCAACUGCGUUACAUUUGCAGAUCACUGCACUUGAAACAAGUGUGAAGCAACUCUCUGGUGAGGUUGUAGAGCUGAAGCAGCAUCUAGAACACUAUGAUAGGAUCCAGGAGCUCACCCAGAUGCUGCAGGAGAGCCACAGCUCUCUGGUCAGCACCAACGAGCACCUCCUGCAGGAACUGAGUCACGCCCGGGCACAGCACAGGGAAGAGAUGGAACAGAUGCACUGGAGCUUCCAGGAGUUCAAGAAGACCACAGCCCUGUUCCCCACCCACAGUGCUCAUCCUGGUGGCCACCAGUCCUGCUGAUGCCUGCCCAGACCCCCGCCGUCCUCCUUCUGUUACAGUCCCAGGCUUGUACCUGUGAGUUUCUCUCUCCAAAUGUGCUGGAGAGACUUGUCUCUUCCCUUGUAACCGCCUUGUGACUUUCAGAUGCCUUCGGGCCCUGCAGCUGAGCACCCUAACUCACCCGGAAGUGGCACUGCCACAGGGUCGCCACACACCCGACAUGAAGUAUGGGGGCGGGGGGGGGGCCUUCUGUUCGUAAUGUGAAUCUUACUACAUAAGAUAAGUAAAAUACUUUCAGUGUAACAAGCAACCCUAAUUUAAUGGGCUAAUAGGUUGUCACUAAAGGUUAAUUUUAUAAGUGGUUCUUUAUAAGUUAUAACUGACUUUCUUAUUGAAUUCCAUUAUGAAACAACCUAUAAACCAUGGUAGGUGAGCAGUAAUUAAAAAGUGAUAAAGCUGAAUAGGAAUGGAACACAUUUUAGAAGUUUGAACUGUGAUGUUAACACUUCAUAGUAAAAUUAUCUCGAUUUCAUGCCUUACCCUUUAGCUUACAGUUUUUCUGAAAAUUAUGUAAUAAUAGGCAUAAAACUUUGGAAAUUCACUUCAUAUAUAUCCCUAUGAGUGGUAAAACGAAGUAAUUU